Vitis vinifera (wine grape) is the source of this 1455-nucleotide messenger RNA. RefSeq lists its product as uncharacterized. Gene Ontology annotation, cellular component: eukaryotic translation initiation factor 2B complex. The record is from RefSeq and is a predicted model, not a curated record. NCBI's taxonomy places the organism in Eukaryota, Viridiplantae, Streptophyta, Magnoliopsida, Vitales, Vitaceae. The transcript has 5 exons. The coding region runs from base 81 to 1250 and encodes 389 amino acids. Gene Ontology annotation, molecular function: translation initiation factor activity; guanyl-nucleotide exchange factor activity. Gene Ontology annotation, biological process: translational initiation.
UAAUCCUAAUUGCCUUCUCUUUCAUUCCGAAUAAUCAAACUUUUGAGAGGAAAAAAGGAGGAGAGAGAGAGAGAUUAUUGAUGUGGUGGAGAUCGGCUUCUUUUAUUCUCGACAAGGGUCAGAACGACGAAGUGCAGGACGAGAGCGAGAGCCUCCGCCUCUCCCCAUCCAACACCUCCAUGGCCGACACUCUCCAAAACCCUAACCCUAAGAUUUCAGCCUACUACCAGACCAGAGCGGAUCACCACGGCGUCGUCACCAGCGACUGGCUCGCCCAAGCUCAGGCCGCCGUUGGCCGCCACCCCGACGACCUCCCGCCCCCCAAGGUCGAAGAUUCCGGCAAGCCUUUUAGCGUCAUCGAUGAGUUCAAUAGCUGGCGGAAGCAGCCCGAUUUGGCCGAGGCGGUGGCCGCGAUUCGCGCUUUGGCGUCGGUGAUUCGGUUCAGCCAGGCUACCACCAUGAUGGAACUGGAGAUUGAGCUCAAGAAGGCUUCCGAUUCUCUUAAAUCAUGGGACACAACCUCCAUCUCUUUGACGGCUGGCUGCGAUCUGUUCAUGCGAUAUGUGACAAGAACUUCCGCUUUAGAAUAUGAGAACUUUAAUUCAGCUAAAUCUCGUUUGAUUGAGCGUGCAGAAAGGUUUGGAGAGAUAUCUUAUAAGGCACGCAGAAUCAUUGCAAUGCUUGGUCAAGAUUUUAUAUUUGAUGGUUGUACCAUUUUGGUGCAUGGUUUCUCUAGAGUUGUCUUGGAAGUUCUGAAGACAGCAGCACAGAAUAAGAAACUCUUUCGAGUUUUCUGCACAGAGGGAAGGCCAGACAGGACAGGACUACGACUAUCCAAUGAAAUGGCAAAGCUUGAUGUUCCUGUGAAGCUCUUAAUAGACUCAGCAGUGGCAUAUACUAUGGAUGAGGUUGACAUGGUAUUUGUUGGGGCUGAUGGAGUAGUUGAAAGUGGAGGUAUAAUUAACAUGAUGGGGACAUAUCAAAUCGCAUUGGUGGCUCACAGCAUGAACAAACCAGUUUAUGUUGCUGCUGAAAGCUACAAGUUUGCUCGUCUCUAUCCAUUGGACCAGAAAGACAUGGCCCCCGCCCUACGCCCCAUUGAUUUUGGGGUUCCCAUCCCUUCAAAGGUUGAGGUUGAAACAUCUGCACGGGAUUAUACACCUCCUCAGUAUCUCACAUUGCUCUUUACAGAUCUGGGUGUUCUCACCCCAUCUGUGGUUAGUGAUGAACUCAUUCAGCUAUACUUAUAGUCACUUGUGGAUCUAAUUCUGUUUGAUUUUGUUGAAUAGGAUCUGGUCGCCCCCACCUGAUGGUUUUCUGAUAGAAGACGUAUGGAAGGGCGACACUGUAUUCAUGCACAAAAGUGCAAAUUGGGUUAAAGUUAACUUUAGUAUAACGAGUUCGAUAAAUUUUUGUUCAUUGCUUUUCAGUAAUGAAAAAUGCAGUUUGCUUCUA